GUGCGCGCGUGAGUGAGUGAGUCCGUGUACUAAAAAUAAAUUCUUGGAAUUGUAGAAGGAAGCAGGACGCAAGAGGAACUUAUCUUGACGUAGUUAUAACGUACACUGGAAACUGUUUGUUUGAGCCGGUUGACGGGCGGUCAGUGGUCGAAGGCCUCAAAGACAAUACAGCAGAAACGAACCUCGAGCAGCUCUAGGGUCGAAACUCGAGAGACGCACUUAUUACUGACACCUAAUCAUGGGUGAUUGGCAAAAUCCUCAUCAAGCGGGAUGGCAUUCUGGCGCACAAGCGAUGAAUACUCCGCCUACGGUACCCCUCAUGGCGCCCCCGCAACCCGGAAUACCUCUCGUGCAACCCGGACUUCCGGUACAACCUGGUCUUCCAAUGCAACCUGGGCUUCCGGUACAACCCGGACCUCUAAUGCAAGUUCCCCCAGGUGGUUGGCCGAUACCAAACAGCAACUGUCCACCUGGCUUGGAGUACCUUAUGGCCCUUGAUCGAUUGAUGGUGGAUCAACAGGUUGAGUUACUCGAGGCUUUCACCGGAUGGGAAUCGGAGAAUAAGUACGUGGUGAAAGAUCCUAGAGGACAAGUUGUGUACUACGUAGCAGAAGAAUCAGACUGUUGUGGUAGAAUGUGCUGUGGCAAAUAUCGGGCCUUCGAUAUUAGGAUUGUCGACGUCACGAUGAAGGAAGUUAUCCACCUUUCCCGCUCCUUGAAGUGCGCUAGUUGCUUUUUCCCGUGCUGUUUGCAGGAACUGGAGGUAUCUUCUAACGGUGUUCAAAUCGGCUCCAUUGUACAGAACUGGAAUCCCAUCCGCCCUUCUUUCUCGAUCUGCGAUGCCAGUGGAGACAGCGUUCUAAGUAUCAAAGGCCCCAUAUGCAUGUGCUCAUGUUUUGAUAUUGACUUCGACGUACUUUCAGUUGACGGCGAGCACAAAGUUGGUCGAAUUUCCAAAAAGUGGUCUGGAUUUGCACGAGAAUUAUUCACGGACUCGGAUAUGUUUGGGAUCAGUUUCCCUGCCGAUCUGGAUGUCAAAAUAAAGGCAGUUCUCCUUGGUGCAUGUUUCCUGAUUGAUUUCAUGUACUUCGAAGGUCAGAGUAAGGCUGGUGAAUUGGGCUAGAAGUUACGAAUUACUUCUACGAUAAUUCAAGCAGAAAAAGAAAUGGUGAAGAAACUUGGAUCUGAAAAUUAUUAUAUUCGCUGUCUACCACUGCAACUUUUACCGUGUACACACACUGAACAAAAAGUCAGUCUUCCUAUUAAACUAUUAUAGAAUAUAUUGUCGACUCAGGCCCUUUGAAUACUGUUGUAUUACGACUGGUUGCUGAAAUUACACGAUCGAAGUAACCCAGAUUACUUUUCGUACUUAGUUGUACCAAACUGCUUAUAUUGUAUAAUCUAAUAAAAUAAAACAAAAUAUUGUAUAAUCCGUAUGGAUUAAUGUUGAGAAUGUUGCUAUAAAUAACUGUAUUUUCUUACGGUAUUAUCACAUGAUUGAAACAAUCGCAUAAGUUUUCAAUUUUCGGUGGGCGAAAGUACGUUUUAUACUUUUUUGUACAGUUCCUCUAAUAAUAAUAAUACAUACGCAUAAAGGUAUGGUGACAGACUUCGUACAAUUUACUUCAGUGUACUCUAAUUUUACGAUAAAACUAGUUCAUGUGAUGCGUGUAGGACGCAGAGAAUGCUGGUUCAUUGACCAAGCACAUUUAACUCCACUCACAAUUGACGUAAUGUACACGAGGAAGGUCCUUAAAAUAGGCCUGUAAAAAUUUGAACUGAGCUGUUCUCCAAAUUAGCUCUCAAGAACUAAAUGCACAAUCUCUAUCCAAGCACAAUUCUUUGUCUUACAAUUAACCGUAAACUAUUGCGCUAGUGAAGGGUGAAUCGCGUUGUUUAAAAGUACAUGUUUUUACGGUAUCUGCACUGGCUAUAUAUUCCAUAGCAGGAUUUGAUAUUUGAAAAAAAUCUGUAACUAUGAGAAAUAUACGAGUAUUAAGGCUACUGUAUGGUGAAAAUAUUAGCAUCAUCAAUGAUGUAUUCUUUAGCAUAUAGGCAUGUUCAUGUCAAUUGUAUUUCUUUUGAAUCUGACGUUCUUUCAAAUAACUCAAAAUUAAGAUGCAAUAUAUCCUGUGUUACAGCCCUAUGUAACAAUAACGUAGUUAAAAAUCAAGAACCAACGUGUAUUUUCAUUUGAUACUCAAUUCAAAAUCAAUCAUCGAUUCAUAUGAAUUUCUCGGUAUGAUAUGGGACGUGUUAAAAUCACUCGCGCAAAGUUUACAAAUUUUUUUACAAUAUUUUGAUCCAUGGAAUAUUUUGUCAGGUUAAGAAAAGAAUUAGAUUCAAAUAAUGUACAAUUAGCAUAGAAUACUCCAUAGACAAUGCUCAUAUUUUUACUAAGUAGUAAAAUCGAUGCGCAUUAAUUUCUUGUUUCAGAUACAGAUGUUUUUGUAAAUGAUUAUGCGAUAAAAUAUGAACUGAAAACACGGUAAAACCGAGUUUUUUCAAGUGGCAAAAUCUAUUCCCCCUUUGCACGAGGGCUUAGGAUUGAGGUUGAGAUAUGUGCUUUAGGAGAAAUUUUUGAUUAUUUAUUUCAAGGGUCAUCCUAAUGCACACCCAUAUAUAAAACAUAUUAUACCUGAAUAUAACUAGCUGUAUAAUUGCGAGUCUACCAUUGGAUAUUUUAUGCGCACGAAUGUGAUAUGUCUACCAAAAACAUGAAACACAAGUUCAAGUGAUAUUAAAUACCAUAAACGUAUUUACGUAAACUUAAAAUAGGUAUACAGGUAGCUCCAGUUUCUUACCUUUUUUAAGUAGUAAUUUACAGGCUCGUAAUACCAAUUUUUCUUUUUUAUUUAAGGUGAAUAGAACAGAAAUCUCAUUUUUGUGUAGUUAUGCUGGAAAAUCCCAGUGCUUGCAUGUCCUCGGCAGUGUUGGACAAGAUAAUAAGUAUUUAGAGGUCAGAUUAUUUCUCUCCACAUUUAUCUAGAUAGAAUGACAGAUAGAUUUCUAUGCGGUCAUCUCUAUAAAAAUCUUGUUAUUCUCAUGUAGAUGAUAAAAAAACAUGUAUGCAAUACAAAUAAGAGAUUUUUGAAAAAUAUACUCCGAAUGUUUAUCAGAAAAUCAUACAUUUAUUAAAACACUUAUAAUCGAAGAAUUACAGCAGUCUUUUGACGGAAUAGUAACUUUUAUAAUUGUUUAUUGAUUACAAACUUCCGACGUAAUGUAUAAGAAUGUGAUUUCUAGUUCUGAAUAAUCUCAACAAGGCGCUGAGAAAGAUAACGAUAUUAUAUUAUACCAUUUUGUAAUGUAGAAAGUCCUUGGUAUAUUAAUAAACAUGACAGUUAAAUCACAUUAUAGCAUUGACUGACAAGCAUUUCAGCUUAUCUGUAUAUAUGAAAAACGAUGAAAACGAACAGCAGAUUCAUGUACAUUAAGGUGAAAAAUUAACCAGGUUCUUAUUAUUUCUACAAUGUAGAAAAUUAUUAUUCUGUCAA
Molecule: messenger RNA, 3497 nt
Organism: Neodiprion virginianus
Lineage: Eukaryota; Metazoa; Arthropoda; Insecta; Hymenoptera; Diprionidae
Product: phospholipid scramblase 1
Exons: 7
Coding region: 239-1123 (294 amino acids)
Biological process (GO): plasma membrane phospholipid scrambling
Cellular component (GO): plasma membrane
Molecular function (GO): phospholipid scramblase activity
Source: RefSeq, a predicted model, not a curated record